Messenger RNA from Amyelois transitella, 2877 nucleotides. Its product is annotated as UNC93-like protein. The record is from RefSeq and is a predicted model, not a curated record. Lineage: Eukaryota; Metazoa; Arthropoda; Insecta; Lepidoptera; Pyralidae. Gene Ontology annotation, cellular component: striated muscle dense body; plasma membrane. Gene Ontology annotation, molecular function: potassium channel regulator activity. Gene Ontology annotation, biological process: regulation of potassium ion transport; regulation of muscle contraction. Bases 290 to 1750 code for a protein of 486 amino acids. The transcript has 11 exons.
CGGUGGAGUCGCGCCCGCGCGCGGUUUAUCUACGUACGCCUGCGCACGCGUCUUUACGAUCGCGACUUUAUAUUGUUUUCUUGACAAUUAAAAUCAAAUUAUUGGAUUGACAUUGUAAUGAUAAAGGGCCAGAAUAAAUACAUCAUUGGAGAUCUUAGGCAGAAAGUGGAGAUUAAAGCCACGGAGAUAGAAGAGAAAUAGAGUAAUCAAUAUUCAUAUUAGAAAGAGAAGCUAAAUAUCACGGAGCAGAACAAGAACAAUACAUUAAAAAAUACUAAGGUUAAAGAAAAUGGGUCAAAUAGAGAAGAUGGAACAAAAACAAACGCCGUCGACCUUCGGCCCGGGGGAGACUUGGAGAAUCCUCAAAAACGUAGUCGUCAUCAGCAUUGCUUUUAUGGCGCAGUUCACAGCUUAUAGCGGAGCUGCGAAUCUUCAGAGUUCCAUCAACGCCGAGGCUGGUCUGGGCACGGCUUCUCUGGCUGCUGUCUAUGUGGGACUUGUGUUCUCCAAUAUAUUCCUACCUGCUGUGGUCAUCAAGUGGUUAGGCACAAAAUGGGCGAUAUCCCUGUCGUUCGUGACCUACAUGCCGUAUAUCGCCGCCCAGUUGUACCCUCGUUUCUACACCCUCAUACCAGCCGGCUUGUUCGUCGGCUUAGGAGGCGGCCCGCUCUGGUGCGCUAAAUGCACUUAUAUUUCUGUUGUUUCAGAAGCUCACAGCAGUAUUUCAAAAAUCAAUGCAGAAGCGCUUCUAGUGCGUUUCCUUGGAUUAUUUUUCAUGAUUUUCCAAAUGAAUCAAGUUUGGGGCAACCUCAUCUCAUCACUGGUUCUGUCGUCUGGGAACAACACAGCGGCGGUGACCGCGGUCAACGCUAGCAUGAUUCCGGAGCUAUGCGGGGCUCACUUCUUGCCGAGCGCCGACGCCGCAGAGGCCUUGCAGCCGCAACCGCCGGAGAAGAUACAGAUGAUCGCAGGUAUUUACCUGGCCUGCAUGGCUGGUGCAGCUCUCAUCGUCGCUGUUGGUGUGGACUCUAUGAAAAGAUACGAGGCUUUUAGAAAGCCAUCAGAAGGCGUUACCUCCGGCCUAGGUCUCCUGGCGAUCACUGUAAAACUACUGGUGGAGCCCAAUCAGAUGCUGCUCAUCAUCAUCAACAUCUUUGUGGGCUUGGAACAGGCAUUUUUUGGAGCUGACUUUACGGCUGCGUUCGUGUCAUGCGCCGUGGGCACCGGGACCGUGGGGUUUGUGAUGCUGGUCUUCGGGAUCGCCGACGCGAUAGGGUGUGUCGUCACUGGCUACAUAGCUAAGGUGACUGGUCGCCUUCCGCUGAUGUGCUGUGCCGCGGUGGUACACGUGGGUUUGCUGGUGACUGUACUGACGUGGAGACCCCAAGCAGGAGAGACCCACGUCAUGUACAUAAUAGCGGUGCUGUGGGGCCUUUGCGACUCCGUGUGGAUGGUGCAGGUCAACGCUUAUUAUGGUAUUCUGUUCCCCGGACGAGAGGAGGCAGCAUUUGCCAACUUCAGGCUAUGGGAGUCGAUGGGCUACAUCAUAGCGUACAUCAUUUCUCCAUAUCUCAGAACCAGUGACAAAGCCUACUUGAUCCUCGCCACUUUAAUCGCGGGGGUCUUCGGAUACUUCGUCGUGGAGUAUCGUGAUAGGAAAACUAAAAAGUUUGAUUUUAAUAUUAGAGAGCAUACAGAAGUAAGUGCCGAGAAAGGACAUGAUAACUUUGCGUUCUCAAAGAAUGAAUAAAACUAGUUUUAAGGUAAUUUUUCAGGCCGGUUAUUCUAUGAGUAAAAUAGAUUUUUAGAAAAAAGGGCGACUGAUAUUAUAGCUGGUUUAAUUACUGAUUUCACACAAUUUUUUUUUAUUGUUUGGUUCAUUGAUUAAAUGCAACAUUUGUUAAAAGAUGCAAUGCAUACCUUCUGUUGGAAAUAAACCGUAAAAUCACUGUAUUAUGUAGGUUAUUAACAUUGACUAAAAUGGUAGAUAAAAUGCCAUUGAUUCAAGAUUAUGCAGUUAUAUUUUUAAGCGAAAUUUAAAAAUCAUAUUUCUGAUUAGACCUAAUGAGUUGAAGUUAGUAAGUUUAACCGUGAUAUGAAUUAAUGCAGCAGUAACUAGUGAAAAUAAAAUAAGUCAGCCUUCACUGAUCUCUAUGAGUACAUUUUAGAGAUCAGUGGUCAACCGAAACUUCCUUGUGACAUAAUCACGAUCCUGACGUGUAGUUAUUCAAUUAAGCUGACAAACAUGACAGGCCAUAGUUCCGGCGCGCGGCUGAAAUGACAUGGUGGUCCAAGUACGGUCAUUACAUUGGUAAUGAGUGCAUUAAACAACAGGUUACUAUCAUUCAAUAUUUGCUUUUUGGAGUUCAAGGCAGGCAUUCCAUAGAAAUUUGCGAAUUCUGUGGUCUUUGGGACUAAGGGAAUUUGAGCACAUUCAUCCAGUGCAAGCUUCCAUGCUGGUCUGGUAGCAAAGAAUGAACAUAGUGCCAGUUGCUUCUCAUUCCGUGCAGAUUGUAAAAGUCAACCAAGGGAAAUGCUAAUAAACUUGGGAUUCUUCUUUUAGGCGAUAGGCUACUUAGCCAUCAUUAAGCUUUACAUCUGAACGUUCACUCUUUUCAAGCAAGUUUGUCGGCCCUGUCUAUCAGGGAAAAAGAUACCAUGACACAAUCUGCGCUUCACCUAAUAAAAUUUUAAAGUUAACUUAAAUAAAGUUUCACGUGAAAUGCCAAGAAGAUUUUAAUAUAGACCCAAAUGACUUAGAUAUUUUUGUAUACUUAAUCAUAUAGAUGUAAAAUAAACAUAAUCUUUAUUAUUAACUUUAAUUUUAUCUUUAUGUAAGUGUAAGUGUUAAAAAAGUAUUUUUAAUUAAGUAGGUAC